UUGAAGAGGACAAGUGUCAGCACUCAGCAACCAUCAUGCGGUGACUUGCCUGACAUUGAAUACGUAAACGCCGCCCUGCCACAGCACAUAACUCCACCACAACGCAAGGAAAUACUGUGUAAGAUGAGGAUGGCACGAGAAAGUAAGAGAAGGACCUUACAUAAGUGUAGAAACACUACUUGCUGCCGAUACAAAGCCGAGAGGUUUUUAUUCUCAUUAGAAAAAAAAAAAAAAAAAUUAGAUCACCCUUAUUAUUGUAACACAUCUCCAUCAAGGAAUUGAGGUAACAUACAUCAUAGCCUCAUGUGCCACCAGCUGAGUGUAAAAAAACACCACCUGUCAAAUAUUCUGGACCAUGUUAGUGUUAAUAGCAGCAGCAGUAUUGGUGGCAGUGGUGCUGGUAGCUCGCUUGGUUUAUGUUUUACGUGACAUUCACCAAGGUAAAUCUUUAGUCCUGUCUCAACACAAGACUGUGAAGACACUGGUGGUCCUUGGAUCUGGGGGCCACACUGUGGAGAUGCUCAAGAUGGUAGCUGCCCUUGACCCAGUGAAGUACAGUCCCAGAAUAUAUGUGGUGGCAGAUACUGAUGAGAUUAGCCACAAAAAGCUGCUGGAAGUUGAGAAGGACUUUAAGGGUGAGGGUCAUUUUGUGGUAGAGGUGGUUCCUCGGACUCGAGAAGUAGGGCAAUCAUGGAUCACUUCUGCCUUCACUACUUUGCGUGCCCUCAUAUCCAGCCUCUUGGUGUUGGUCCAGCACCGGCCAGUCCUCAUCCUGUCUAAUGGUCCAGGAACAUGUGUGCCUCUAUGUGGUGGAGCAGUGAUUCUGCGUGUGCUUGGGAUGUGUCCAAGUCGGGUCGUGUUUGUAGAAAGCCUGUGUCGAGUGCGUUCCCUUUCCCUCUCCGGUCAACUUCUUUAUCCAUUAAGUGACCAUUUUCUCGUCCAGUGGCCUCAGUUGACUGAAAGCCAUCCAAGGGCUCGCUGCUUGGGUCGCCUGGUGUGACUGCUGCAUAUCAGUCCCAUAAAUAUACUAAUUCAGUCAUCCCAUCUGUCAUCCAAACUUGACAUACACUCAUAACUGCAUCAUCAAUGUUUCACAUCAAGAAAAUAUAUUUUGAAUUUUUGUGAAGCAUUAAAGAGAAUUAUAUUGAC
This is a messenger RNA of Scylla paramamosain (green mud crab), 1149 nucleotides long. It is a transcript of the gene Alg14, whose product is annotated as UDP-N-acetylglucosamine transferase subunit ALG14 homolog. The record is from RefSeq and is a predicted model, not a curated record. Gene Ontology annotation, biological process: dolichol-linked oligosaccharide biosynthetic process. The transcript is spliced from 3 exons. Bases 356 to 1000 code for a protein of 214 amino acids. Gene Ontology annotation, molecular function: N-acetylglucosaminyldiphosphodolichol N-acetylglucosaminyltransferase activity. Gene Ontology annotation, cellular component: UDP-N-acetylglucosamine transferase complex. Lineage: Eukaryota; Metazoa; Arthropoda; Malacostraca; Decapoda; Portunidae.